Molecule: messenger RNA, 1185 nt
Organism: Aspergillus oryzae RIB40
Lineage: Eukaryota; Fungi; Ascomycota; Eurotiomycetes; Eurotiales; Aspergillaceae
Exons: 3
Coding region: 1-1185 (394 amino acids)
Source: RefSeq, a predicted model, not a curated record
AUGUCCCGACGCCUAGGAAGACCCGCGAAGAAGAGAGACAACACGCAAGACGAUUGCUUGGAUCGUGGAAUAUCAAAUCACCCUCGUCAUCAGACCAACCGAAGAGUUCGGAGUCCCAGGAAGAGGAAGGUAAAGCGGGACUCAGGAAAGAGAAGUGGGCAUGAUAUAACGAACCCUCAGGAUGACGAGGAGGUGAUCUUGGACGAAAUCACCUUCAACGACUCCAUUGUGGAUGAUAUGUCCACUGAGGAUCCACGCUUACCAACCCCACCAUUCUUAGAUACAGACAGAUUAUCACUCUAUGAUGGCUCCGAUACCAUUGACCUGUCCGACAACUGGCUACAGGAGUUUAUAUCUGGUCAACCGGCCGACUUGACGCAGGACCGUAACUUCCUCGAUGCCCUUGGUCUAAAUAGCGCCGACAGCACCCUCACAGCGAUACCAUCAAGCACAAAUGACUUCACAGGCUCUGCCAAGACAAUCGAUGUUGCUUCCUCCGAGCUGCAGGACCAGCUGCCAUUAGCCGCCUACUACCCGCCAGCAAGUGGCUUCUCAUCCUAUAGUGAGCCAACGACUGAAAGUGCCCAGAUAAUGAGUGAGAUAGCGUCCCCUUAUACAGGAUUUGUCAAAAGGGAAUCGCUUGCCUGGUCACAGACUAUACCUUCUUCCAUGGGAAACGAUUCUGCUAGAUUGUCCGGCACGGGUGAACAACUGAACCCAUCGAUUACAACCAAGGGACAACGACGCGCCCACGAAUAUGAUCACUCAUCGGAAGGUCCAGUGCCAACGACUAUUUCUGCCCGCCAAUACCAGUGUCAGUGCCAUGAUCACAUUGCUCGAGAUUUGAUGCUUCUCAAUAUAAGCGCUUCUCGCACAUGGCCAACUGUUACAAUUGACUCGAUCUUAAAAUGUCAGCAGAUCUUACAGCAGUUGACCGAUACUAUCCUCGAAUGCGCCAUUUGCUGCAAAACACGAGUAAAUCUGCUCAUGAUAGUGAUCGUUAGCAUCGACAGUCUGAUCACCGCACUUGAAACAAUCACGUCCGUUGACAGUGGUGUUUGGGACGGCGUCUCUUCCGUCAUCAUUUGGAAGAUUGAGCAUGAUUUCAGAGACAAAUCGAAGGGUGCAGUUGGUUAUGAUGAAAAUGAAACCGCCUGCGAGACGUUGAACUGGUAUAAUAUCUAG